This is a messenger RNA of Salarias fasciatus (jewelled blenny), 2856 nucleotides long. RefSeq names its product protein SOGA3-like. The record is from RefSeq and is a predicted model, not a curated record. Bases 1 to 2742 code for a protein of 913 amino acids. NCBI's taxonomy places the organism in Eukaryota, Metazoa, Chordata, Actinopteri, Blenniiformes, Blenniidae. The transcript has 10 exons. Gene Ontology annotation, biological process: regulation of autophagy.
AUGCAUUACUUGAAAGCCCUCCUCUUUAUCCUGUUGCACCACCACCUGUCUCUUUCCAGCCGUGCCAUCAGGGCGGGCGUAGAUGUGAAUGAUAGACAGGGCGAGUGCCUGGUGGUGCCCUGUGUCAGCAUCACUCUGCUCGUGCUGAGCGUUGAGGUUGCUGGAGCGGAGCAGAAGAUGAACGCUGCCGCCGGCGGCGCUGCAGAUCCUUCCUCCCCGUCCGCAUCAGCAGCGGACAGCAGUGCAUGGAGGAAGAGGAGGAGGAGGAGGCAGCACGGCUCUUCCCAAGAAGGAACACACAGCCUCCCUCCGAGACACCCGGGCCGGUGCGGCUCCUCCCUGCCUCCGGGAAGAAGCAGAAGCAGCCUGAGCUCCGCGGACGGAAGGGAGAGGGAGCCCGAGAGCCGCGGCGGAGCAGCUGUUCCCCCGGAUGGUGCUGAAGCUGCCGCCGUCGCACCGAACAGGGCGGAUGCUGCGGAGAGGGACCCGGCGGAUUUACCAGCGCCGGCCCGUCGCACCGCUUUACGCCUACCCUGCCUGAAAGGCGUCUCCAGCCGGCGUCCGCUCCCCGGCGGGAGCUCCGAGGGGAGAGCAAAAGAGGGCGGCCGCGGCCGCCGCGUGACGGCCGGCUGCGGAGCGGGCCUCGGUGCGGGUUUCUGGAGGGGAGGAUGCUUGCAGGCUGAGCUGAUCCACUACCAUCUGCACAAGAGGCUGAGGAGGAGGAUGCAAACGAAAGCGGAGGACGCCAUGCAGGGGGGGUCGGAGACGGCCGCGGAGGCUCCAGAGGCGGGGUCCGUGACACAGCAGGACGAGGCCUACGAUGAGGAGAUGGAGCGGCUGCUGGAGGAAAACGAAGAUCUCAAGUGUGAGAUCGAGGAGAUGAGGACCGAGAUGGACGAGAUGCGAGACACUUUCUACGAGGAGGACACUUGUCAGCUGCAGGAGAUGAGGCGUGAGUUAGAAAGAGCCAAUAAAAACUGUCGGAUCCUGCAGUAUCGUCUGCGGAAGGCUGAGAGGAAGAGGCUGCGCUACGCCCAGACAGGGGAGAUCGAUGAGGAGCUGCUCAGGAGUCUGGAGCAGGACCUGAAGGUAGCAAAGGACGUGUCUGUCAGGCUGCACCACGAGCUGGAGAAAGUGGAAGAGAAGCGCACGAAAACCGAGGAGGAGAACGAGAAGCUGAGGCAGAAGCUCAUCGAGGUCGAAGUGACCAAGCAAGCUCUGCAGAAUGAACUCGACAAAACCAAAGAGUCUCAGAAGAGAAGAGGCAGCAAGGACAUCCAGAAGACCGAUAAGAAAGCAGCACAGACCCCGACUGAGGAGGACAACGAGGACCUGAAGUGCCAGCUUGCCUUCAUCAAAGAGGAGGCGGUGCUCAUGAGGAAGAAAACAGCCAAGAUCGACAAGGAGAAGGAUCGCCUGGAACAGGAACUACAGAAGUACCGCUCCUUCUACGGAGAGCUGGACAGCACCCACCCCAAAGGGGAGGCAGGGGGGCCGCCCACCACCCGCGAGUCAGAGCUGAAGCUGCGGCUCCGCCUGGUGGAGGAGGAGGCCAACAUCCUUGGGAGGAAGAUAGUUGAGUUGGAGGUUGAAAAUCGCGGCCUGAGGGCCGAGCUCGACGACCUCCGCGGCGAAGGAGAGGGCGCCGGGAGCUCCGUCGGCGGGGCGACGGGCGCGGCGGGCUCGGGGCGGGGUCUGGGCGACGACCUGACGGAGCUGCGGCAGCAGCUGCAGCUGGUGGAGGACGAGGCGGAGCUGCUGAGGAGGAACCUGGCCGACGCCGAAGAGCAGAACAAGAGGGUGACCACCGAACUGAACAAGCUCCGCUUCAAGGCGGGCACCCACGAAGGAGGCGCCCGGCACGGGGGAGGCGCAGCGGGAGGAGGGGGGCUGGACGGAGCAAAGGCAGAAGCCCUGCAGGAGGAGCUGAAAGCUGCAAGACUGCAGAUCAAUGAUCUGAGCGGCAAGGUGAUGCAGCUGCAGUACGAAAACCGCGUGCUGCUCUCCAACAUGCAGCGCUACGACCUGGCCUCCCACCUCUCCCUGCGGCCCAGCCCGCGGGACAGCGACGCCGAGAGCGACGCCGGCGGCGCCGCGAGCGGCCGCCGGGAGAGCGACGAGGACUCCACCUCCUCCCGCCUCCUCCCGCCCCACCGGAAGCGGGAGGGCCCCGUGGGCGGGGAGAGCGACUCGGACGAGGUGAGGAACACCAACGGCAGCAGCCGCUGCCUGACGCCCACCCGGGGGCUGUACACCCCCACGGGGCCCGAGGGCGCCGCCGCCAGCGCCUUGUCCCGCUUCCUGCCGGGCGGCCGGUGCAGCCUGCGCGACCGGCAGCAGAUGAUCGACAUCCGCGUGGAGGCGGAGAGACUGGUGCGCACCAUCGACAGGCUCAUCGCCGACACGGCCACCAUCAUCUCGGAGGCGAGGGUCUUCGUCUCGAACGGCGACCUGAUGUUCGGGAGGGGCGGGGAGGAGGGCGGCGAGGACGACGGGAGCAGGAUCAGAGAGCACGAGCUCCUGUACCGCAUAAACGCCCAGAUGAAGGCCUUUCGCAAAGAACUGCAGGCCUUCAUAGACAAACUGGAAGUGCCGAGGCUCGAGGACCGGGAGGCGGAGGAGCCGCUGUCGAUGUUCCAGCCCAUCAUUUUGCUCAUCCUCAUACUCGUGUUAUUCUCAUCCCUCUCUUACGCCACCAUCUUCAAACUAGUCUUCCUCUUUACCCUUUUCUUUGUUCUGUGAUGUAUGCCUCCCUUAAUUUGCAUCAUCCCCUGUUUUGUUUUUUUUGCCUGGUUGAUUUCUUUUCUUCAUCCCCGCAUUGUUUUGUUGCCAAGGUAACCAAAAAGCACAGAAAAA